AUGGACCGAAAUCCUGAAGUGUCUUCAUUCCUCGAGGAAGAGGAAAGAUUGGCUAAAUUCGGCAGGAGGGAUAAAGAGUCAUCUUCGCCAAUUGUAAGUCUCCACGAUUUUAUAUAUCGACAAAUCUCGUUAAUACUUUUUUCCUCUUUCAGCUUGGAACUCCAGAAGGAACUCUGCCUGGAAGUGGGAGUCAAUAUCUCAGACGAGUUCCCAUGGAAGCUGAUGAAGAAGGAAAUUCUUGAGGACUAUCUCACCGAUAACCACCCAGAAACUGAGAUCCUUCGUAACAAACUCAACCAAAUGGACAGUGAGAGUGUUAUUCUGGUUGGAUACCUCUCUGACUUUGCUGAGGAAGGAACAUUCGUGGUCUACGAUGAUGCAGAAUCGGCCAGAACAGCUUCACGAGUCAUUGAACAGCUGGAAGCUCUGCAGAGACAUCGACUUAAGCGGAGACUCACCAAAGUCCCGGGGAAAUGGGAGUGCCUGGGCAGCGACAAGGAAGUCAACGAGUACGCUCCUCGUGUCCGUGAGAACAUGGUCAACGUCCAGAUUCAGAGCAUUUAUCCUGUGCGACAGAAUCGCGAAAUAAAGCUCCAGCAGAGACUGUGUGACGACGCCAGAGAUGGAUAUGUUGAAUUGGUGGCUGGAAAGAAAGAAUUCGACAACAUCUACAAGUCUCGAAUUGAUACAUUCAUCCAGUGCGCUCCCAUGAAAGUGCAUCUGGAGCAGCAGACGGAUCCCACUUUUCCCACAAACGCCUGGUCACAGUACAUUUAUGUGAUAGAGCGCGAGAGGAGGGAACAAUUGGAAGCUGAACUGAAGGCAAAGGCUGAAGAGGACGCAGAAGCAGAGGAAGAACAAGGCGAAGAGCAAGAAGGGGAAGAAGAGAAGGUCCAGGAAGUUAAGCCCAUUGUCUUGUCAUCGAAGAUGAAGGAAUUCUUGGAAGCGCUGGAGUUUAAUCAAAUCGACAUGUACCGAAAUGACUACAUUUUAGCCAGAUCGAAGCGUUUGGCGCCUUUUAAAGUUCCUCAGCUCAGUGAAAAGUUCUGUUUUGCAGACAUUACUAAGACUUCCGGACGCAGAGUUCACUGCAUUGAGUGGCAUCCAACGCUAUCAGGCAUAUUCGUGGCUUCUUACACCUUCGAUACGCCAUCAGUGAAGAUUUCCACUGCUGAUAACACCGAUAUGGUCAAUAGAAUUGUUCUGCAGCCAAAUUAUGUUCUCAUGUGGAGCUUUGACAACACAUUAUCACCCAAAUUACAACUAGAGGCACCACGAGAAGUGAGUGUGCUGUCCUUCUGUCCCUUUGACCCCACAAUCCUAGUCGGUGGUCUCAUCAAUGGACAAAUUAUUAUUUGGGAUCUCAAAGAUAAACUGAAAGAGUGCGAAUCCGAGGAGACUUUAACGCCCAAUCAAGUGAAAAACCGGGAACUGAUGAGAGAAUUCUUGCGAUGGACAAACACCAAGCAUCAGUAUUUAUUUAUUCGCAGAGCAUUAAUCAGCUCUAUUGAUCACUCUCAACAAGGCCAGAUAACAGGAAUUCGCUGGCUCAAUUCUCGCCACUUGAUAACCACAGGUGGACAGAUGAAAGAGGAUGACAAAGAGAAUAGAUUCUUCGUGACAUCAUCUCUGGAUGGAACUGUGGCUUUCUGGGAUCUCAUGCACCCUGAAAGGUGCAUCGAUAGAAAGACACCAGUGAAGAGGAAGCAAUUAAAUCUCCCAGCAAGCAUCUCUGAAGGGUUAUCUGAACUCGCAAAGUACGAUAGGAUUUAUCGGCCAGAAAACAUGAUCAGUGUGAAGAAGCCCAUCUCGGCAAUGAUCUUCAGUGAUGCUCUGUUCAAAUGGGAACCCUUGGGAUCAGUGUUCAAUAAGCCACUAACAGUGCGAAUUCCAUUCAGAGGCGUUCCUCUUCCGCCUCUGAAGAUCGAGCCUCGAGUGCAAAUUGAUGAGGAGGAGGAAAUUGAGGAAGAUCUCAAUCCCUUGAAUUUCUUCCACGUCUCCACGAGUUUUGGGGAGAUUUUCGAAGUGAGAUGGAAAGGUCACGAAGCUGAUCCUCAAGCUGUGAUCAGUCGCGAUCAGGGAAAUCUCAGCCAGACUUUCGCCUCGGUUCACGAUGGACCAAUUGUGGCACUGGAGAGGAAUCCCUUCAUCCCUGACGUCGUGCUCUCCAUCGGAACAAGGGUCCUGGCCAUCUGGCGAACAGACACUCCACUCAAUCCCAUUUACUAUCGCCGCCGUCCUGCAACUCUCGUAUCGGCAAAGUGGAGCGUGAGACGAGCUGCUGUGUUCUUUGUCACACGAGACGAUGGCGACAUUGAGGUGUGGGACUUGCUCAAUCAAACUCAGUCGCCGACACUUGUGUCCAGCGUGGGCAGCCAGAUCGUGACGACAAUAGUGCAACAGAGGCUGCCACUGAUGCAGGAUGUCGUCGCCAUAGGCGACUUCAAUAGCAACAUACGCAUUCUCGUCAUUCCACCAACACUCGCGACUGCCACACCUGACGAAGUCAAUCUCCUCGAUCGUCUAAUUGCCGAUGAAAUUGAUCGCCGCAGGCACCUAGCGCAGUUGCAGGCGGAAUGGUUUGCCGCCAAUGAAGACAUUAUCGUAGCGAAGCGGCAGUUGGAGUUGGAGGCACGCGAGGCGGAAGAGAGACGUCAGCGUCUGGCCAGAGACCAGGAGGACUUGAGGCGGGUGCGCGAGGAGAAGGAGGCGCGCAGGCGGGCGCUGAGAGACAAGAAGAAGAUCACCUUCGACCUGCCACAGCAGCUCAAUCGAAAGUGGGACGAGAUGAAUUUGAUGAGACUCAUGAAAAUGAUAAUGACGAUGAAGAAAUACAAUCCCGAUCAGGUGGCACAGCAAAUUGCACCAGAAAAGGAGAGAUUGGAGUAUGAGAGGAUUAAGAAGGUCAUCAUAAGGCAGUCCUUUGCGAAAAUCGACGAGGAACUCAUUGAUAUAAGGAGGAGAUUGAUGCCAGUGCAAGAGACACUAGUCGAUCGUCGAACUCUGAUUAAAGAUCUCCUGGAGGAGAUUUUGACACAGAAAUUCGAUUACAACACAUUUCAGGAAGAAACCCUCAAGGAAAUUUCUCUCUACCAAAAGAAUGCCAAUUUGAGCUUCAACGAUAUCAUGGCCAGAGGUCGAAAGAGCCGCGAGGUGAUUGAGAAAAGCUUCGGAAAUACACUCCAUCAGGAUUUAUAUGAAGAGCAGAAGAGAUUUCGCCACGGCAUUAAGAAAUCCACUCAGGAUUCGGCAUCGCGAGUGGAGUCUUCAAGAGCAAGUCGUCGCGCUCGAUCAGUCACAUUUCCCGAUGACGUUAAAUCUGAGGAGUAA
This is a messenger RNA of Phlebotomus argentipes, 3330 nucleotides long. It is a transcript of the gene mmm, whose product is annotated as dynein axonemal intermediate chain 3. The record is from RefSeq and is a predicted model, not a curated record. Bases 1 to 3330 code for a protein of 1109 amino acids. The transcript has 4 exons. Gene Ontology annotation, biological process: inner dynein arm assembly; cilium movement involved in cell motility. Gene Ontology annotation, cellular component: inner dynein arm. NCBI's taxonomy places the organism in Eukaryota, Metazoa, Arthropoda, Insecta, Diptera, Psychodidae. Gene Ontology annotation, molecular function: dynein heavy chain binding; dynein light chain binding.